Messenger RNA from Carica papaya (papaya), 1419 nucleotides. Lineage: Eukaryota; Viridiplantae; Streptophyta; Magnoliopsida; Brassicales; Caricaceae. The record is from RefSeq and is a predicted model, not a curated record.
UUGUUUCUUUCUUGCUUCAUCCAAAGAAGAAGCUGAUUGCCAAGAAACUUCUACGCUUCCAAACAUGGACGAUAAGCAGCUCAAGACUCAGAAACAUAACAGUAAUGUCUUGUCUCCUACCAUGAUGUUCAAAAAGAUGAAACUGAAAUUUAGUAAAGCGUGGAUUUCAUUUCUUAGAUUACCACUUCCACUUGAUAUUUACAAGGAGGUUCUUGUUAAUCUCCAUCAGGCAGUCAUUCCCCAUCUGUCUAAUCCCAUAAUGUUAUGUGACUUUUUAACAAGAUCGUAUGAUAUUGGUGGUGUUGUCAGUAUCAUGGCUCUUAGCAGCCUCUUUCUUCUCAUGACACAACAUGGUCUGGAGUACCCCAACUUCUAUGAAAAGCUUUAUGCUCUAUUAGUACCUUCUAUUUUUAUGGCAAAGCAUAGGGCAAAAUUUUUUCAGCUUCUUGAUUCUUGCCUGAAGUCGCCAUUGCUUCCAGCAUAUUUAGCUGCUGCUUUUGCUAAGAAAUUAAGUAGGCUGGCACUUUCAGUUCCCCCAUCUGGAGCACUGGUUAUUAUAGCUUUGAUCCACAACCUUUUGCGUAGACACCCUUCAAUCAACUGUUUGGUGCACCGGGAAAUUGGUGAUGAAACUAGGAAAAGCUAUUUGAAGGCUGAGGAAACUGUUGAUAAUGCAGGGGAUGUAGCUCACACAGAAAUGUCCGACAACAAACCUGGCGUUGACCACUUUAACAAUGAGCAGUAUAACCCCAUAAAGUCUAAUGCCAUGAGAAGCUCCCUUUGGGAAAUUGACACACUCCGUCACCACUACUGUCCACCUGUUUCAAGGUUUGGUUUGUCACUGGAAAACGAUUUGACUGUAAGGGCCAAAACCACCGAAGUCAACAUUCAAGAUUUUAGUUCUGGUUCAUACGCAACGAUAUUUGGAGAUGAGAUUCGACGGAGGGUAAAACAAGUUCCUUUAGCAUUUUAUAAAGCAACUCCUACCUCAUUGUUUUCAGAGUCUGAUUUUACUGGGUGGAGUUUCAAAUACAAUGAUGGUGAGGGAAAUUUUACAGAAAAUGAUGACAAGAUCAUUACUUGCACUUGUGAAGAAGAUGAUAUUUCUGCAAAACGACAGAGAAUAGAAUCGUGAUGAAAGUCCUCUGUGGAAUCAAAAUUAUUUACAACAGCAAUUUUGUAGGUUUGUAUUUUACAGGUUAAAAGCUAAUGUUCUAAGUGGAUGGUCACCUUUGUACCUAGAAUUUUGAAGGAUGUUUUAUUGCUCACACUUUUAUUAGAGAUGUCGAUGAGGCAGGUUUGGAGCGGAUUCUCAGCCCGUCCAUAUUACAUACGAACCGGCUGUAAACCCUGGGCAGGUUCAGAAAUUGUGAUUUUGUUUUUACCAAAUUGUCUCAGAUUUGCAGGUUGUCCGAUCUA